Molecule: messenger RNA, 1158 nt
Organism: Chironomus riparius
Lineage: Eukaryota; Metazoa; Arthropoda; Insecta; Diptera; Chironomidae
Source: the annotation of a GenBank genome assembly
CACAUACAGGCACACAUAGUCAGUCGAAGUCUAUUAUUUCCUUUCCUGCACUAGAUAUUUUAAUUAUUUUAAUUAACUAGAAUUAUGGCUGAUAAAAAGGAAAUUACUCAAAAUGUUAAGGAUGACGAGUUGGAUGAGCUAUUAGACAGUGCUUUGGAAGAUUUUGAAAAAGUCUCUGGAGCUUCCAGUACACAAAAAUCGAAUAAUAGCGAUGAUGUAGAGGAUCCACCAAUGGAAACACUAUGGAAUGAAGAGUUUAUUAGAGAUCAAGCAAAGCUAUUUGAAGAACAAAUGCAGAAAAUGUUUGGGGCAACUGGAAAUGAGCAGGUCUCGCCAGAACAAAUGACACUCGGAUUCCAAAGAAUUGCAGAAGCAGCUGCCAUGUCAGUUGAUCCAAGUCAAGCUGCUCAAGUUCCAGAUAUUGAUCCAGCAUUUACACAAAGCAUAAAGGAAGUUUUAAAAGGAUUUAGUGAAGGACAGCAAAACUUACAGCAACCAUUCAAUUCAGAGGACAUAGCUGGAAUGUUUGGAAACAUCAAUUUGAAUGAAAGUGGAGAGAAUAAUGCAUUUUUACCAUUCAUGCAAGGUAUGAUGCAAAGCUUGUUAUCAGCUGAAGUCUUAUUGCCUAGUUUAACAGAGCUAAAAUCAAAAUAUCCAGAAUGGCUGGCUGAAAAUGGACCAAAAAUAACACCAGAAGAAAAGGAACGAUAUGAGAAUCAAUAUAAGUUAAUGCAAGAAGUGUGUACUGAGUUAGAAAAAGAAAAGGAAGAUGAUAGUGCUGAUGUCAAAAAAGAUCGUUUUAAUAUUGUCCUCGAUCGAAUGCAAAAAAUGCAAGAUUUGGGCCAGCCACCUGCUGAAAUUCUCGGUGAAGGUGCUGAAAAUCCAGCAAUUCCUACAAUGCCAAUCGAUGGUGCACUUAAUAACGAACAGUGUUCAUUAAUGUAAUUUCCCCGAUCGCAAUUUCCGAGCUUGUGUUUCCUCUUAUGGUUUUAUUGCAGUUUAUGUUUGUGGUUUUAAUGGGAAAAACUUUACUUUAUUAUUUUCGUUACCAAUUUAAUACAUGACGAAAUGGAUUGUGAGAAAAAAAAGAUUAUAUUGCUAUAUAUUUUGUUUCAAAUUCGACAAUGAAAUAAAUUUUAGAUAAUUUAUUUUAAUGAA